AUGACUGAACUCGACCCGAAGAAUCCUUCGCGCAACGAGGAAAAAGUUUAUCACUUUGCGAGUCCGAUCAGUGCUGAGAAAUUACCACAAACCAAGCUCGAUAGUCAGCCACGUUGCCACUCGUACAACGAUGCAACUUCGCACACGCCAAUGGACUCAGCAACGAUUGGACAUAAACGAGUCAAAAAUGAAGACAAUCCGCUAACGUUUCCAAGUGAAACGCUCUCUUCUAGUGGAAUACAAAGCACGCACAUACUGAACUCGUCUAAAUCGGAGCCGAUUUCUACCGAUGAUGACUUUUAUGAGAAUUUCCGAGCCGCACACGAAGCUAUCGACGCAGGAGUGCAUCCAAUUCUGAUCCCUGAGGGGACGUCGGGUUCUUAUUUUGUGCGCGACGUGAAUGGCCGUUAUCUGGCCGUUUUCAAGCCAAAGGACGAGGAACCUUUUGCACCACUUAAUCCAAAAUGGCCAAAGUUUUUCCAGAAAAUGUUGUGCUUCUGCUGCUUUGGACGCGCGUGUCUCAUUCCAAACAACGGAUAUCUGUCCGAGGCGGCCGCAAGUCUUGUUGACGAAAAGCUCAAGCUUCACAUCGUUCCAAAAACCCGUGUCGUCAAGUUGGCCUCCGCAUCGUUUUUCUACAAGAAGAGGUUUUGGACCUCGUAUGGUGGCAUUGAACAUUGGCCGAAAGAGGGAAGCUACCAGCUAUUCGUUCAUGGAUAUGAGCCGGCAAGUAUUGUGAUGGCUCGUUGGGAAUACGACGAGAAAUUGUUGAGUGACGCAGAAGAAAUCUCGUUUCGAAGACAGUUUCAGCGAAUGUGUGUCCUCGACUAUGUCAUUCGAAAUACCGAUCGUCACAAGGACAAUUGGCUGAUCAAGCACGUUCCCGGACAAACCAUCCGCUUGGCUGCCAUCGAUAAUGGACUUGCUUUUCCCGUCAAACAUCCGGAGUGUGCUUCGCGUUUUCGUCAAUUUCCCUUUCAGUGGGCAACGCUCAAAUGGGCUAAUGAAAAUUGGGAUGAAACUCUUCGCAAAGAACUGCUGGCACUUUUUACUCCACUUUUCAUUCACAAUCUCAGUUCGGAGCUCCGCCCACUUUUGAGACACGAUCACUUGGACCGUUCUUUGACAAGCCAUCAAUUGAAAGUAUUGCGUGGCCAGAUUUACAAUCUCGUUCAAGCGCUUGAAAAUGACAUGACUCCCGCCCAAAUGUCGAACUUGACUCCAAUCAACCUUCAUCGAACAUAUCGCAAGCUGCCCGUUGGUGAUAACAUCCGGGAAAACUUUACGGUGCGCGACAUGGAUUACAAGGGCCGCGUGUGCUGC
This is a messenger RNA of Mesorhabditis belari, 1323 nucleotides long. The record is from the annotation of a GenBank genome assembly. NCBI's taxonomy places the organism in Eukaryota, Metazoa, Nematoda, Chromadorea, Rhabditida, Rhabditidae.